Chara braunii is the source of this 1686-nucleotide messenger RNA. NCBI's taxonomy places the organism in Eukaryota, Viridiplantae, Streptophyta, Charophyceae, Charales, Characeae. The record is from the annotation of a GenBank genome assembly.
AGACGAACAAAGAGAAGACGUGGAAUCAAGCGCGCAGGGAACGGGUGUUCGAUAUUGUGUUGAUGGAGAAGAGUAGACGCCAUAGCCGCUAGCCGCUAAUAGCUGGGGAGCCAGUGGGAGGUCUGUAUCGGGGUCAUCAUCUGGAACCGCGAAUUGAUCGGACAGUGGGUGCUCUGAAUCUGGUCCUAAUAGCGGUGAAGAGAACAGAAGAAGACGACAAGCCUGCGUCUGACAAUUGAGUGACUGCAAGAGUGCUCUGUAUCUGGUCGUGACAGCGGGAGGAGUCAUCCGCGCGAGAAUGAGCAUAUUUUUUAGGAUAAGGACGGAGGAGUUCGGACGAGAAUGUCCAGCAGCUUGGAAAGCAGAGGGGGGGGGUACGUUUGGUGGCGAUAUCCCCUUGCAAGGAGUUAGUCGGCGGGGAGGAGGUGGUCGUGUACGGGAGCACUGGGGAGAAGAGGAGGAGGAGGAGGGGGUUGAUCGGCUUGACCCGUGGACGCUCGGUAGUUGCCGCCGGAGGAGGAGGAUUGGGAGGUGGGGGAGUGAUGGUGAUGAUGAGGUCUUGAGGCUUGGGAAGUGUGGAAGGAGGCUUGCCAGCAGCAGCAGCAGCAGCAGCAGCGGCAGCAGCGGCAGCUACGUCUCGUAUGAGUGUGAGCGAUCACGGUUUUUCAGCAGGUGUAGGAGACUCAGUGAGAUUUGGAGGUCCCGAUCGGGGCGGCAGCAGAGUAGACGUGGAGGGCACGGUCCUCGGUUGAAGGUGGAGAUGGUCGACUCUGUGCCUGAUGACGUCAGCGAAAAAUUUGACCCGCCGGAGGUUUUGGCGCACAAAAUAGAUCGAUUGGGCGACAUGAUUCGAGACAGCCAGUACAUGGUGGCAUACACGGGCGCCGGGAUCUCGACGAGCGUGGGUAUUCCCGACUUCAGGGGCCCUGAGGGGGUGUGGACGCUGCGCGCCAAGGGGCUGUCCCCUCCGCGUCGUCGCGGAGGGGGUGGUGGUCCCCCGCAGCCGUCGCUUACGCACAUGGCGCUCGUGGAGCUAAUCAACAGAGGCAAGCUCAAAUUCCUAAUUAGUCAGAACACGGACGUGUUCGGGCUCCAUCUCCGCUCAGGAGUGGAUCGCCGAUUUCUUGCGGAGCUGCAUGGCAACACCAACUCAGAGAUCUGCAGAAGCUGCGGGGAGGAGUAUUGGAGGCCAUUCUCCACGCGGGAGGCGUAUCAUGUCCACGAUCACAAGACGAGUAGGAGGUGCGACAGAUGCGGAUCUGUUCUGGAAGAUUCGAUCAUCAACUUCAACGAAGCUCUGCCGGCCAGGACGCUCCAGAAAGCCAUGCAGCAAUCGGAUAUGGCGGAUCUGGGGCUGGCGCUGGGGAGCUCGCUGCGCGUCUCCCCCGCAGCCGACCUCCCCCUGCGCAUUCUUCGACGCGGGAAGCCGGUAGUUAUCGUCAAUCUCCAGACAACACCGAUCGAUCCUGUCGCAACGAUGAAGAUCAACGCGCGAGUCGAUGAAGUGAUGGAGGGGGUGAUGCGCAAGCUGGGAUGGGAGAUUCCCCCCGUCCGAGAUCUGCUGACAGAGGAGCGCAAUCCGCCGCCAGCUGGGAGCAGCGGCUAAAUGACUAAGAUGGUGGCAGAUUCCUGCCCCCCGUCCCCUUCCCCCCCUCCCCCGGUUCGAAUAGCGCAAUCCGCCAGCUG